UUUAUAUUUAUAUAAUAAACAUGAUUUGAACUUUAACCUCGUAAUGUGACGAGGAGGCUAAACCAGGCUAAACCCUGGCUAAACCGGGUUAAACGGCUAAACCGGAACAGUUUGACGUCUUAGCCAUUCAGAACCAUUCAUUCGUUACAACUCAAUGCUCCUCGCUCACACUGACAGAUCCAGUGCUUUCUAAGACCAGUGAGUUCCCCCCCUCCCCCUCCCAAGAUGGCCGCCGACUCCAUGGAGAUAGACGACUCCCUGUACAGCCGUCAGAGGUACGUGCUGGGGGACAGUGCCAUGCAGCAGAUGGCCCAGUCCUCUGUGUUCCUCAGUGGAAUGGCGGGACUGGGAGUGGAGAUCGCAAAGAACAUCGUGUUAGCAGGCGUGAAGGCAGUGACACUGCAUGACACUAAGCAGUGUGAAACAAAGGACCUGGGCUGCAACUUCUUCAUCAGACAGGAUGAUGUGCUGAAUCACAGGAAAAGGGUCGAGGCCGUCCACCCUAGGGUAGCAGAGCUGAACCCAUAUGUCCAUGUGGACUCAUCCUCCUUCCCUUUGGACCUUUCUACUGACCUCAACUUUCUCAGGAGAUACCAGUGUGUGAUUCUAACUGAGGCCCGGCUGAGUCUCCAGAAAAAAGUGGAUGAGUUCUGUCACUCCCAACAGCCGCCCAUCAGGUUCAUUGGCUGUGAUACGUACGGGAUCUGUGCCCGGGUGUUCUGUGACUUCGGGGAGCACUUUGAGGUAUCGGACCCCACGGGGGAGGAGGCCAAGGAGAUCUUCAUCCAGAACAUCACUCUGGAUGACCCUGGGGUGGUGACCUGUAUGGAUGGCAGGACCCAUGGUCUGCAGACAGGACAGAGUAUCUUGUUUAGAGAGGUCAAUGGCAUGGACCAACUCAAUGGCACCGCACGACAGGUCACAGUUCUUUCCCCAUACAGUUUUGCGAUAGGGGACACGUCUGGUCUGCAGCCAUAUGCACAUGGAGGCUUCUUCCUAUUGGUUAAAACCCCCAGGACCUAUAGCUUUGAAACAAUGGAGCACCAGCUGUGUGAGCCUAAGGUUCUGACACCUGACUUCAGCAAGCCAGAGGCUCCGCUGCAGAUCCACGCCGCCAUGUUGGCUCUAGAUGACUUCCAGGAGGAGCACAACAGAUUGCCGAACAUCGGGUGCUGUCAGGAUGCAGAGGUUCUGGUCAGGCUGACAGAGCGGGUCAACCACACCUUGACAAACAGAGCUCCAUUGUGGCCUGAGCUGGCCCGUUGUCUCUCCAGAACAGCGCAGGGCUCUCUCCCACCAUUGGCGGCGGCGGUCGGGGGCAUGGCCAGUCAGGAGCUCCUCAAGGCACUCACAGGGAAGUUCGCCCCACUACAGCAAUGGUUUUAUCUAGAUGCUAUUGAGGUAGUGAAGCCUCUCCAGUCUCUGUCUGCAGAGGAAUUUAUCCCCAGAGGGGAUCGGUAUGAUGGACUGAGGGCCUGCAUCGGGGAAUCCAUGUGCCUGGAGCUUCACAAGCUGAGGGUCUUUAUGGUUGGAUGUGGGGCCAUUGGCUGUGAGAUGCUGAAGAACUUGGCCCUGCUGGGCGUUGGAUUGGCCCAGAACUCAGGGCAGGUUUGUAUGUCCGACCCAGACCUGAUAGAGAAGUCCAACCUGAACCGACAGUUCCUCUUCAGGCCCCAUCAUAUCCAGAAACCGAAGAGCUCUACAGCUGCAGAUGCCACCCUGGAGAUCAACCCCGAGAUGGAGAUCGACGCUCACCUGAACAAGGUGUGUCCUGCCACAGAGAGCAUCUACAAUGACCUCUUCUACUCCCGUCUGCACCUGGUUGUCACGGCGCUGGACAACGUGGAGGCACGCCGAUACGUAGACAGCCGCAGCGUAUCCAAUCAGAAGGCUCUCCUGGACUCGGGUACCAUGGGAACCAAAGGACACACGGAGGUCAUUGUGCCCAACCUGACAGAGUCGUACAACAGCCAUAGGGACCCUCCAGAGGAGGAGAUUCCAUUCUGCACCCUCAAGUCUUUCCCAGCCAUCAUUGAACACACCAUCCAGUGGGCACGGGACAAGUUUGAAAGUGCGUUUGCCCACAAGCCCUCCAUCUAUAACAUGUUCUGGGAGACCCACAGCUCAGCAGAAUCUGUUCUGCAGAGGAUGCAGCGAAGAGAGAGUCUGGAGGGUGCGUUCCAGGUGGUCAAGUUGCUAAGUCGACGGCCCAGCCAAUGGGAACACUGCAUCACAAUGGCACGCCUGAAAUUCGACAAGUACUUCAAGAGAAAGGCUCUACAGCUGCUGCACUCCUUCCCUCUGGACACUCGGUUAAAGGAUGGCAGUUUGUUCUGGCAGUCUCCCAAACGCCCCCCGUCUCCAAUAGAGUUUGACCUGACCGAUGCAUUGCACUUCAGUUUUGUUGUCAGCGCGGCUCGGCUCUACGCACAGAUAUACAACAUCCCCUAUUCAGAGAAGGAUCUGUCACAACAAGCAGUGUCCAGGAUUCUGUCAGAGAUCACCAUCCCAGAGUACCGGCCUGCAGAGAAGCGUAUUGAGACCGAUGAGAACGUGAAGAAGCCGGACCAGAUGAAGCUGUCUGUGAGCAGCGAGGAGGAGAGGGAGGCCAUCGCCCAGCUCGAGGAGGCCAUCGCUGCAGACCAUGUCACGCCAGAAAGGUUGCGGAUGUCUCCACUGAUAUUUGAGAAGGAUGAUGAUGCCAACGGCCACAUGGAUUUCGUGGCGGCCGCGUCGUCUCUCAGGGCCAGGAUGUACGCCAUCGAGGUGGCCGACCGCCUCAAGACCAAACGCAUCGCCGGCAAGAUUAUCCCCGCAAUCGCCACGGCAACCGCCGCCGUCGCUGGGCUGGUGUCCCUGGAGCUGGUGAAAGUGGCGGGGGGGUACGGGUUUGAGUCGUUCAACAACUGUUUCUUCAACCUGGCCAUACCAGUGGUGGUCCUCACUGAGGCGGCACCUGUCAGGAAGACUCAGAUCAGGGAGGAUAUCUCUUUCUCUAUCUGGGAUCGCUGGGUUGUGUGUGGUCACCAAGACUUCACACUCUCCAACUUCAUCAAUGCAGUACGGGAGCAGUAUGGAAUUGAACCCACUAUGGUGGUCCAUGGAGUCAAGAUGCUCUACGUUCCUGUGAUGCCUGGACACAACAAGAGACUGAAACUGACGAUGCAGAAGUUGAUCAAGCCGGCUGUGGACCGUCGUUAUGUUGAUCUGACCGUGUCGUUUGCCCCUGAGUCAGAUGGAGACGAGGACCUCCCUGGACCCCCCGUUAGAUACUACUUCACCCGCGACGGAGACGCACCACCCGACUCCCUUGGACUGUAAUGACCCUAAGACCCAAGUAACUACCCAGCUGUACCCCCAAGUACAACCAACCUUUAGACAUCAGACUGCACCCCCAAAAUACAAUCACCCCUGAGACACAUCAGACAAGAUUCAGCUAGAAUGGGGCUGGUUCUAGAAUGGGGCUGGCUCUAGAAUGGGGCUGGCUCUAGAAUGGGGCUGGCUCUAGAAUGGGGCUGGCUCUAGAAUGGGGCUGGCUCUAGAAUGGGGGGAGGUUCUAAAACCCCUAGUCAAGGGCAGAUGUGAUUCAUCUAGAACAGUGGUGACUCUAGGACAGGUUGUUUUAGAACGGGGGUGGUCCUAGAACAGGUUGUUUUAGAACGGGAGUGGGCCGAGAACAGGUUGUUUUAGAACGGGGGUGGGCCGAGAACAGGUUGUUUUAGAACGGGGGUGGUCCUAGAACAGUGUGGCCCCAUGGACCACAGUCAGAGAGGGAGCAUAGAGGUUGUCCUCUUUCUAUCUCUGUGACGGACUGUAGCACUUGACUAUGUACAUAGGACCUCCUGUCUUUUGUGUUUUAUAUUCUGGUUUAAAGCACAGCCCUGACGGCUGGGACCACGCCUUAAAUGAAUACCUUGUUGUGUUUUGUCAACGUGGUGAUGCUGUUGAUCAGAAGUAAAACAAGUGGUUACACACUCACACUUUCCAGGGUUUAUUUUUGUGGAGGAACAAAGGUGAGGUACAGGGAGCGAGGGGUCGGGGGGCGAGGGGUCGGGGGGC
Messenger RNA from Esox lucius (northern pike), 4059 nucleotides. RefSeq names its product ubiquitin like modifier activating enzyme 6 (gene uba6). Gene Ontology annotation, molecular function: SUMO activating enzyme activity. Gene Ontology annotation, biological process: protein sumoylation. Gene Ontology annotation, cellular component: cytoplasm; SUMO activating enzyme complex. Lineage: Eukaryota; Metazoa; Chordata; Actinopteri; Esociformes; Esocidae. The transcript is spliced from 33 exons. The coding region runs from base 226 to 3321 and encodes 1031 amino acids. The record is from RefSeq and is a predicted model, not a curated record.